Ogataea philodendri is the source of this 303-nucleotide messenger RNA. RefSeq lists its product as uncharacterized. The transcript has a single exon. The record is from RefSeq and is a predicted model, not a curated record. NCBI's taxonomy places the organism in Eukaryota, Fungi, Ascomycota, Pichiomycetes, Pichiales, Pichiaceae. The coding region runs from base 1 to 303 and encodes 100 amino acids.
AUGUCUAUGGUCUGUGGUCUCAAACCGGCCACGAGGUCUGUCUGGACCGAGUCGAAGUUUCCAGUGGACGCGUUGAGCGAGUUUGUAAGUAUGGCUGCGCGACAGCAGUGCGGGUUGAUAUCUGUAGCUAUGAAGAUUGCAUUUUUCAGUAUAUGUUGGUUGAGAAAGGUAGACACGAUUCCGGAGCCUGUACCGAGCUCGACGACGAGCGGGCAGUUGGUGGAUUCAAACACGGGUCGGUGGGACUCGAACAGGUCGAGCAGCAGAAACGAGUCCUCUGCGGGCUCGUAUAUUUUGGAAUAG